This is a messenger RNA of Carassius gibelio (silver crucian carp), 636 nucleotides long. It is a transcript of the gene sh2d1ab, whose product is annotated as SH2 domain containing 1A duplicate b. NCBI's taxonomy places the organism in Eukaryota, Metazoa, Chordata, Actinopteri, Cypriniformes, Cyprinidae. Bases 8 to 334 code for a protein of 108 amino acids. The record is from RefSeq and is a predicted model, not a curated record. The transcript is spliced from 3 exons.
CAGCACAAUGGAAGCGCUGUCUGUGUACCACGGGGCCAUCAGCCGAGAGACGUGCGAGAAGCGUCUGUAUGAAGCAGGCAAAGACGGCAGCUAUUUAAUCCGAGACAGUGAGAGUGUUCCCGAUGCAUACUGCCUCUGCGUUCUGUGUAAUGGUUUUGUCUACACAUACCGGCUCCAGAGAGACGCAGCGGGCUCCUGGGCGGCCGAGACAGCACCAGGUCACACUAAACGCUUGUUCCGAAAAGUCAAGAAUUUGAUCAGCGCCUUUGAGAAGCCGGACCAGGGCAUCGCCAUCCCCCUGCGCUACCCCGUGUCUGUCCAGAAGCCCUGCUAGAAGCGUCCUAACACACAGAGCAUGGGGACAGUCUCACUGUAUGAUCACAUCUGGAUUACUGUACAUAUCAAAGGAUUUGUAUAUAAGGAAAAACUAAAACCUCAUUUUGUCAAGUGUUUUUUUUUCUUCUUUUUUUUUUUAAGCCUCAUCUAAAAGAAUUAAUUCUGCGAUCAGUGGUCAACAAAUAUGAGUUUUAGUUCUAUUAUCAAACUGUUAACCCUGUCCUAAACAGACGGUUAUUAAGGUGUAUUAUCAUCACUAAACUGAUAAAUAAAGUACUGCAUUUUUUCAUUCUCAUCUCA